CCGGAUAUCAGGGAUUCAAUAUCGUCCAAAGCAACAGCCCGGCGGCUCCUUUUUUGAAUAUUCGCUGUUCAGAUGACGUUAACCAAUAAAAUACCUGUAUGGCUAGACUGCGAUCCUGGUCAUGAUGAUGCCUUCGCUAUUUUACUAGCAGCUCAUCAUCCAGCCGCAGAUCUUUUGGGCAUAAGUACCGUUCAUGGAAAUGCAGCCUUAGUCAACACGACGGCAAACGCAGGGAGUGUUUUGACGGCUAUUGGGAAACCAGAUAUCCCGGUUUACAGAGGGGCAAGCAAGCCGCUGGUUCGGCCUGCCGUCCAUGCUGAUGCUAUUCAUGGUGAAUCCGGGCUAGCUGGAACUGACCUGCUUCCAACGCCAGCUCGACCAGCGGAUUUGUCGAUUGAAGCAGUUGAUGCCAUGGCCAAAGCCAUACUUGCAACACCCCCAAACACCUGCUGGCUCGUGGCAACGGGCACAUUAACAAAUGUUGCCAGGCUGGUUAUGAAGUACCCAGCUGUAGUUGGGCAUCUUAAAGGCCUUUCUAUCAUGGGAGGCGCUAUUGGUGGUGGGUUUACUGCUGCACCGAUGGGCAAGGUGGGUAGCACUGAACGAUACGGGAAUUGGACUCCUUAUGCAGAAUUCAAUAUAGUUGUAGACCCCGAGGCAGCAGCAACUAUAUUCGACCUCCCUGAGUUGGCAGCUAAGACCACUCUUAUCCCUCUAGAUGUCUCUCACCAGGUCCUCGCCAAUAAAGACGUUAUCAAACUAUUGCAUUAUGGAAAGAAAGGCCCUUCUGAUUCAACCCCAUCAGUUCUCCGAACUAUGCUGGUUGAAUUACUAUGCUUCUUCGCCGAAACAUACGACAAAGUUUUCGGAUUGUCAGAAGGGCCACCCCUCCAUGAUCCAAUUGCAGUAGCAGCAAUGUUUGAAGGCACUGAAUACGCCAUAGCGUUAUACGACUAUGAGGAGGGACAACAGGGUAGACGUGAGAGGUUUAACGUGAAGGUUAUCACGGAGGGUACUCACGCUGAAGCUCUGGAGGGGAAGACGGAAACGGGGAGGACGAUCGCCACGCUUUUGCCGCCGGGGCAAGAGGGAGUGAAGAUUCCGAGAAGUCUCGAUGUGCAGAACUUUUGGAGAGUUAUUGAGGAUUGUUUGGAGAAGGCAGAUGCGAUAAAUGCUGUGGGCAAGAAUUGAUGUGGGAAUUGUUCAUAAAACUCAUUGUUGUAUUGAGUAUUUUUCAGAACUAUAGAUCAAUAGAAACUCACGAUCAGAGCUAUAAUUUAUUAUAUUGCAGUUCAACUUUUCAAUAGGCCAGUUACCCAGAAUCAAAAUAAGAGGGAG
This is a messenger RNA of Pseudogymnoascus verrucosus, 1338 nucleotides long. It is a transcript of the gene URH1, whose product is annotated as Uridine nucleosidase 1. Gene Ontology annotation, biological process: purine nucleoside catabolic process. NCBI's taxonomy places the organism in Eukaryota, Fungi, Ascomycota, Leotiomycetes, Thelebolales, Thelebolaceae. Gene Ontology annotation, cellular component: cytosol. The record is from RefSeq and is a predicted model, not a curated record. The transcript is spliced from 5 exons. Bases 73 to 1191 code for a protein of 372 amino acids. Gene Ontology annotation, molecular function: purine nucleosidase activity.